Ectocarpus sp. CCAP 1310/34 is the source of this 653-nucleotide messenger RNA. The record is from the annotation of a GenBank genome assembly. NCBI's taxonomy places the organism in Eukaryota, Phaeophyceae, Ectocarpales, Ectocarpaceae.
CGCACUUCACGUCGACAAUAAUGGACGAAAUGGACGACGUAGCCGCGUUCUGGCAGCACCAUGCUGAGGGUUUCUGUCCACAGGGCAACCCGCUCAAAGUUUGGGAAGAAUUACUGCUCAUGGCAGCACAAACCCCUGAGCGUUUCCGCGAAGCUUUGCAAGCGGCCGCAGUCGCUGUUGGUGCCCGGUACUGCAACCACGAUACUCCGCCGGGUCCGCUCCCUGAUAUCAGCAAACUGCCGGAGAGGCAGGCCGCCGUACAGCAACACGCUGGAUUAUGCGGAAAGUACCAUGCGGAACACAUCGCCAACAUCGACGUCACCAGGGUGGAAGAGAGGGCAGCAGGAGCUGAGAUCACAACGAAAAGAAUGAGGAAUCAGGCCUGCUACGACGCGGGUACGGCGCUCAACGCGCGAGGCCGUGGGGUUCAGCUGAGGAGGCAGGAGUGCUUCACCCAGGCCUGCUGCGCGGUCUGGCCUGACGACCAGCCGCUGCCCGCAGCCAAACUUGCGAUCGUUCGAUGUAUUGUGUGGCGCACGUGCCAUCGGCUACGCACGCGGGGCAGGGUAGCUAUGUUGUCUGUUUUGAUCAAGCCGAGACCGGUGGGUGAAUGUGCUGGCUCGAUUUCCCAAUGGGCGAACGGGCUAGGGUAG